AUGAAAGAUGAACGCAUGAUCCCCGUGUCUCUCCUCCUAUUGUUUAUGCUGAUAAGGGUCUGUAGAGGAGCGAUUACAGGAGAAGUGUUAACAUCAGAGAUAGAAGGAUGGGUGAAACGUGCUGGCCAUUGCCAAGGAAAUGACAUUGAUAAUAUAGCCGGUAUAUCAGUAGAGAAGUGUGCUGAACAAUGUAAAGCACAUCCAUCUUGUGCUUUAUUCACUUAUUACGCAGCGACAAAUCACUGUUUCAAGAAGAACCAUGUAUGUACAAUUUCUGAGAUGGCACCACCAGGAAAUCAUAACUUCAUAUCAUAUCACCUUGAUCCUGAGGCAUGUGAAACUGCAAUGACAGAAGAUAAUCCAACAAUUGAAUUCUCUCCUUCAUCGAUAAAUAUAAGUGACUUGUACUAUGGACCACAACAUGCAUAUAUUGAUGCUACUACAGUUCUUCAUACUACCUUGGGUACUGUUGAGAUAUUUGGAGGUUGGGUGCCUGCUACAAAUGACGCAACUGAAUAUUGGGAGGUCUCCUUUCGUGAAACGACCAUCGUGGAUAAGGUUGUUACGCAGGGAGGCGAAGGUUCCACAAACUGGGUGACUCAGUAUAACGUCAAGCAUAAACCAAGCUCAAGUGAUGAGUGGGUGAGUGUUGGCCCGUAUGAUGCAAACACCAAUGCAGUGGACAAAGUUACACAUCUACUUGUACCAAAAGCCACGACCAAAAUAUACCGUCUUGAAAUCAUAGCAUGGAAUGGUGCGAUUGCAAUGAGAGUGGAGCUGAUUGGGUGUCCUCCAUCAGAGAGCUGUUCCCAGUCAUUGGUCAAAGCUGACCCCGAUGUCGUCCUAACUGCUUCGAGUAACCAAAAUGAUAAUUCAGUUAUAUACGGCCCAUAUCAGUCAAAGAUUGACACAUUAAAAAGAGAAGGCCAGGAGAAAUAUCGCUAUGGUGGAUGGGCUGCUGGAACCAAUGAUCAAAACCAAUGGCUCCAGGCUGAGUUUCCGGAGAGCAAUGUUGUAUCAGAGGUCAUUAUACAGGGACCUAAUAAGGGAACUAAUGAAAGGAUUACAUCAUACAAAGUUUCAUCCAGCAUGGAUGGGGUAAACUGGAUUGAGAGAGGUCGAUUUUCAGAUCAAGAUCCCGAGAAGAUAACUGUAAAUCGAAGAUGCGGACCACCCUACAACAAUCAGGAAUGUGAUGUCUUAAACGAGUAUUGCUGUUCCACUGUGUAUUACUGUGGUAAUUCUCCCCAUUGCUCUAGUAAAAAGCUCAUUGACUAUAGAGAAACAGGUGUAACAGUGAACGGUGACGUGGACAAAAAAUUCUACCACAAGUUCGACAAAAGAUUUCUUGCAAAGUACAUCCGUCUCUAUCCUCUAACAUGGAAUCAAGCUAUCCAAGGCAGAGUAGGUUACCUUGGCUGUAAAUAUAGCGAUCGCAUAAACUUGGAGGAGGAAUAUGCCAACACAUUUCCACCCAUGAUGCUCAACCGUAUCAUCGAUUACGAUUUCAACAACAGCACUUGUAUGAACAUUCCUAACAACGCUGAAGCCCCCGGAUAUCUGAAAUUCUCACCUGAUUUAAACUUGGACUUUGGGUCUGAUACUGAGUUCUAUGUUGUGAUGACAGGUCGAUUAGAAUGUGAAAGCCCAUACCAUUAUGUGUAUUCCGUUGAUAUGGAUGCACCGGCUAGUACAAAUCUUCACACAGGACGGUUUGAAAAAUGCCUGUUGGUUGGUACAGAUUCCCUUCCUGGCAACAAAAACACCUGUAAGUACAUUUGUGGAUGCAAUCCAUGUGGCUACAGUGGUCUUGCAUUUUUCAAUCUCCCGAAAUCAUACGCCUGGACAUUAUGCGAUGUUAAACUGCUACCAUUAGAUAUGGUCUAA
Molecule: messenger RNA, 1887 nt
Organism: Owenia fusiformis
Lineage: Eukaryota; Metazoa; Annelida; Polychaeta; Sabellida; Oweniidae
Source: the annotation of a GenBank genome assembly